UGCGCUGCCCGGGCAGCUCCGGCGCGGUCCCGGGCCGGGCCGAGAGGGAGGUCCGGGAGCGGAAGGUGACCCGGAGCCAGCGCACGAAACGCCCCGGGGGUACGGAACGCGGCCAGGAAGGCGGUGUCGCUUUGCAGAGAGCCUCCGGGGAUCGGCGUCUGGCGGGACUCGCCUGGGCUCGGCUUGCGGACUCGUCACGGACAACGUGAAGGCAGCGCGCCCUUUUCGCUCCCCCGGUCAGCAAACUGCGCCGGCACCAUCGGGAGGCGUUUGGGGAUCGCAAGAUGAGGGAGUGGAGGUAUUUUACCCUGCCAUCCUUCGUUCUUCAAGACUAGAAAAGCUAUUUGCACUUUGCUCACCAGCUCUGGAACUUAUCUGAGAGGAACAGCUUUAUAGACGGAGGCAGAAUGUUGAGAAUUAUGGGAAAAUUUUCAGUGAAUGCAUUGAAGUCAUCAAUUUUGUGCAAUAAGUACAUGUAUUUCAGAAAUACAAAACCGAGAGUCAUGGGUGUGACACAGCGAAGCUGCAGUCUGAGAAACUACAGUUCUCCACCAGGAGAUGUUAAGUCUCUGCAUUCUGUCAUUAAUCCUCAUAUAUCCAGGAUCCGAAAUAUUGGCAUUAUGGCCCACAUUGAUGCAGGCAAAACUACAACAACAGAGAGAAUGCUGUAUUAUUCUGGAUAUAUAAGAACACUUGGAGAUGUUGAUGAUGGAGACACAGUGACAGAUUUUAUGGCACAAGAGCGAGAACGUGGUAUUACCAUUCAGUCUGCUGCUGUUACAUUUGAUUGGAAGGACUACAGAAUCAAUCUGAUUGACACCCCAGGCCAUGUGGACUUUACAGUGGAAGUUGAGCGUUGUUUGAGAGUCCUAGAUGGAGCAGUAGCAGUAUUUGAUGCUUCAGCUGGUGUUGAGGCACAAACUCUGACAGUCUGGAGACAAGCGGACAAACACCAGAUACCACGAAUUUGCUUUUUAAACAAGAUGGACAAAAACAGGGCAAGUUUUACAUAUGCUGUUGAGAGCAUCAAACAAAAGUUGAAGACAAAACCUUUACUGUUACAGUUGCCUAUUGGGGAAGCCAAGACCUUCAGAGGACUGGUUGAUGUUGUGACUAAGGAGCGAAUAAUUUGGAAACCUACUUCUGAUGUGAAUGAUGGAAAAAAUUUUGAGCGAAAACUGCUGCUAGAGACUGAUGAUCCAAACCUGUUCCAAGAGGUCCAGGAUGCAAGAAAUACCUUAAUAGAACAAGUUGCAGAUCUGGAUGAUGAAUUUGCUGAACUGGUUCUAGGAGAAAAUAGUGAAAAUUUUGACUUAAUACCAGCUGACAAGCUGCAGUCUGCUAUCCGCAGAAUCACGCUGGCUCAGAAGGCUGUCCCUGUGCUCUGUGGCAGUGCGCUGAAGAACAAAGGGGUGCAGCCAUUACUGGAUGCUAUUACUUUGUACCUGCCUGCACCUAAUGAGCGUUCAUAUGAGUUUCUACAGUGGUACAAGGAUGACCUGUGUGCCCUGGCAUUCAAAGUUCUUCAUGAUAAAUGUCGUGGACCACUAGUUUUUGUUCGUGUUUACUCAGGUUCAUUGAAACCUCAGUCAGCUGUAUAUAAUAUUAACAAAAGUUGCACAGAGAGAAUGAGCCGGCUGCUCCUGCCUUUUGCUGAUCAGCAGAUAGAAAUACCAUCACUAAUGCCUGGCAACAUUGCUCUGACUGUUGGGUUGAAACAGAGUGCCACUGGAGAUACCAUAGUGUCAUCAAAGGCUUCAGCUGUUGCUGCAGCACGCCGAGCUGGAAGGGAUGCUGGGGAAAAGAAGAGGUCUGGUAGUGGUGUAGACAGUCUUCUGCUGGCAGGUGUUGAGGUCCCUGAGCCUGUCUUCUUCUGUACCAUUGAACCGCCCUCAAUGGCCAGACAACAAGACUUGGAUAAUGCAUUGAGCUGCCUUCAGCGUGAAGAUCCAAGUUUAAAAGUGAAGCCAGAUCCUGACACGGGACAAACUAUCCUCUGUGGCAUGGGAGAGCUACACAUAGAAAUUAUUCAUGACCGAAUCAAACGUGAAUAUGGAAUUGAGACUUACUUGGGCCCUCUUCAAAUAGCAUACCGAGAAACCAUCUUAAAUGCUGCCCAAGCUACAGAUAUAUUGGACAAAACAGUAGGUGAUAAACGACACUGUGUAACUGCAGAGAUAGAGGUGAGGCCCACGUCAGGAGAAGGGGCAGCAACAAAACCCAUCAUCAGCUAUGCUGAGAAUGUCAGUGAAGUACUGCCCAAAGAACUCCAAGGAGCUAUAGAAAAUGGAAUCACAAAUUCAUGCAUUCAAGGACCUUUGCUUGGAUUCCCAGUUCAAGAUAUAGAUGUGACAGUGCAGUCACUGACAGUGCACCCAGACACGUCGCACACAAUGGUAUCAGCCUGUGUCUCCCGUUGCUUGCAAAAGGCUUUGAAAAAAGCUGGUAUACAAAUACUGGAGCCCCUGAUGAACCUAGAAAUCACAGUAAGUGAAGAUUAUCUCAGUGCAGCACUUGCUGAUCUUGCACAGCGGAGAGGUAAUAUUCAGGAAAUCCAGUCUCGUCAAGACAACAGAGUUGUGAUCGCUGCUGUUCCACUAGCAGAAAUGAUGGGCUACUCAACAGUUUUGCGUUCUCUAACAUCGGGCUCAGCAACCUUCACUUUGGAGCUUGCCAGUUAUCAAGCCCUGAGCAGUCAAGAGCAAAGUGCACUUCUUCAGAGGAGGAUGGGGUUGGUGUGAUCUUUACUCUCUAGGAACAGUGUUUUCUGUCCUCCUGUUAAAUAUUUUCGUAUGUACGCCAGUGUGUUCGUCUGGGACCUAGUGGUGAUGGCAAAUAAUGAGUUAGCAGCUGUAUGAACUGUCUGAAACUGCUUUUAACUGUCCAAGGAGGGAGGUUCAAGAGACUGCUCUGCUGGCAGAACCUCAUGACUGCAAAGCAGUGAUGCAACCAAAUGUGCUGCUCUGCAAAUUCUUAUCUUGUGGACAUUUGUAAUGAGAAGUGAUGCACAUCGUCUUCACAGAAAUGAGCACUAAGUCCACCUUAAUGUGCCACUGGGACUGUGUUCCUGAUCUAGUAAGUAAAAUUUGUGGAAGUUUUGUUUAUCACUGAAAUAACUUUACAGUUUUGGCACUCUGUAUUUUGAUUUGUUUUCAGCUGUACAAAGGAUAUGGUUAAUAAGCACUUCACAUUGUACAACUUACAGGUAUUACUUCUACUGGUAGAAACCACUUAUGAACCACUUAUGAGAGUUCAGGACUGGGUGUACUUUUUACCUAAGUUUAUCAAGUAAGAAAUGGAUACUUCUGCAAAUCAAGUAAGAUGUGUGAAAAAAAAAAUAUAAGAAAGGCAGUUUUUCCAGGACUAAUUCCUACCUACCAUCCUGCAGUUUGUUAAGAACAGAUUUGUUUGUUUGUUUACCUUUUUGAAUUAGUAAAUUAAGCUGUAAUGGUUCUGAUUUGCUAUGGGUUGCAAUUGUCUGGUUACCUAGAAAAGGGGCAAGUGAUACUUUGAAAUAAAAAAGAUAGUUUGCUCCAAAUUUAAAUAAUGUCUUAGCUUUAUUUUCUUCAACCUUAGAGUGUACGGAAUUAGUAACUCUAUGGUAUCAAGUUUCAUGAUUUCACAGUGAAGAAUCCCUACUUUAGAAAGGUUAAAAAUGAUAAUUUUUACUCCAACAAGGCUGUCAAAUAAUUUUAUUUUAAAAGUGAAAAUGUGAAGUCUUGAUUCAGAUAUGAAACAACACAUACAUAUCCCCAGAGGCACUUCAGGCUGUUGACAAGAAGUCUUUGCAGCAGUUAUGGCCCUCUUGCUUCGUGGGCACAGUAUCCAACAAACACCGGUUCGGCCGCUAUGCCACGGCUGGUAAAAUAAAGCAGAAUGGGAAUGACUAUAAUCAAACAACUGACUGUUUGUGUAGGCAGGAAGAGAGAUACUGGCAAUCUAUUUUAAUAACUAUAUAAACAAAACUACUCCUAGAAAACAACAGAUGAGUUAUUUAGGGAGUGAAAAAGGGCCCUAUUCUGCUUUUCACUGAACCUCUGUUUCAAUCAGAGGCACAACAUACCAGGACAAUCAGGACACCAUAUCUUUUUAUUAAGGUAGCUACUUUCUAACAGGAAUUGUUCAUCCUAAGUCAGCAACAUAGUUUUUCCUUGGACUACUUUUUGUUGCUAAAUAUGUGCAACAAGUACAGGGAGUAGUCCUUAGUCUGCCCCUGCAUUCUGCAUCGCUUAUGCCAGCAUUAGGAGAGCAGCUGCUGUUAUCUGGACUGGCUCCCUUUACAGCAAUACAAGUACCAGUGUUAAGGAAGACGAUGCAGAUGCAGCAGUGGAGUCAACCAGGCCCAGGAACAGCAUAGCUUAGUUCACUGUAAAACCCUAAUCCUAGUGGUACAGCCACUGUACACUUAACUGCUCAGUAGCAGUGUUUUCCUAGGCCCCAUCAAGAGAUGCACCACCCUGCUAAGUAACAGGACAUAAGUUUUGAAAUCCCCUUAAUAUGGUUUUUAACAUGUAUUUGUCAACUCUCUCUUAACGUAUGUAUUUUUCUCAUGACUGAGGGAGAUAGCACAACUUACAUACAGCUAUUUUCCUCAGAUGAUUAUUUUAAGCCAGUUUGAAAUAACCCAGUCAAGUCAAAACUUCCAAGUCCUUCAAUCACUCUUGAUCUUGAUUAAAGAGUGACAGCAAGCAAAACAUAUACUGUAUACUCUAAAUUAAAGUGCUGUGUCCAGUUCUGGGCCCUCAGUUUGGGAAGGACCUUGAGACGCUUGAGCACAUCCAGAGGAGGCAACGAGGCUGGAGAGGGGCUGGGAACACAAACCCUGUGAGGAACGGCUGAGGGAGCUGGGGGUGUUCAGUCUGGAGAAAAGGAGACUCAGGGGUGCCCUUAUCACUCUCUGCAACUCCCUGAAAGGUGGCUGUGGUCGGGGCGGGCUUGGUCUCUCUCCAGGCAGCAACUGACAGAACCAGAGGUUCACAGUCUCAAGCUGCACCAAGGGAAAUAUAGGUUGGAUAUUAGGGAAAGGUUUUUUAUGGAAAGAGUGGUAAAGUUCUGGAACGGCCUGCCCAGGGAGGUGGUGGAGUCACCAUCCCUGGAUGUGUUUAAGAAAAGACUGGAUAUGGCACUUGGUGCCAUGGUUUAGUUGAGGUGUUAGGGCUGGGUUGAACUCAAUCUUUAAGGUCUCUUCCAACCUACUGAUUCUGUGAUUCCAACAGAUAAUUAUGCUAAGACAUCUUCAUGAACAUGAGUAGAGAGCUUGAGUUUCAAGUGCUGACUAUAACUGCUGUUGUAUCCUGUUCUUUAAAGAAAUUAUUUGUAUCUAACUUGAACUACUACCACACAGAGUGGACAUUUUCUGUGAGUUGUCAUAAAUUUCUGUAGAGAAAUAAAAUGGUAUGUUUCA
Messenger RNA from Zonotrichia leucophrys gambelii, 5404 nucleotides. It is a transcript of the gene GFM2, whose product is annotated as GTP dependent ribosome recycling factor mitochondrial 2. The transcript has 22 exons. Lineage: Eukaryota; Metazoa; Chordata; Aves; Passeriformes; Passerellidae. Gene Ontology annotation, cellular component: mitochondrion. Gene Ontology annotation, molecular function: GTP binding; GTPase activity. Gene Ontology annotation, biological process: mitochondrial translation; ribosome disassembly. The coding region runs from base 408 to 2741 and encodes 777 amino acids. The record is from RefSeq and is a predicted model, not a curated record.